Messenger RNA from Perca fluviatilis (European perch), 4864 nucleotides. Its product is annotated as collagen alpha-4(VI) chain-like. The record is from RefSeq and is a predicted model, not a curated record. NCBI's taxonomy places the organism in Eukaryota, Metazoa, Chordata, Actinopteri, Perciformes, Percidae.
ACGAAGCAGAACCAGAUUCAGAGUCUACAUAUUCACUGACACAGCACCGCUUUGAAGAACCUUAAUGUUGAAGAAAGUAGAUUAAUAAUUAGAUUUUCUCUAGUUUUAAAUUAAAGCUAGACAGUCAAACAACACAGGACUUUCUCCCAGGAGACCGGGGUUUGUGUCCAAUUCUUGUCCCGCGUGUCACUUUAACGUAGCCUACAUUUUGUAACCACACCCACGGUCUUUUCCUAGGAGUCUCGGUGGAUUCUCUGCAGCUCAGUCCUACCCCUUUCCCUCCUCCUCCUCUUCUUCAUCCUCCAAAAAACGAGCCUGCAGCUACAUGACUGUGGGACUCCUGUGAUUGGGUGCAGGGGGAAGCGCAUACCACAGCAGAUCUGAAGGGAGAAACUCACGAGCCAUCCCAGCAUGAUGGGAAGAACCAGUUUGGUCUUCAGCCUCAUCGUAGCAGCAUUGCUCUCUGGCAUCGCUGCUCAGAGAACAGAUUGUGAAAACGCCACCGUGGCCGACAUCGUCUUCCUAGUUGAUGGCUCCUCCAGCAUCAGCCCUGGAAACUUUCAGGAGGUCCGGUCUUUUCUCCGCAACUUCAUCAGAGCCCUCGACAUCGGCCCCAACAAAGUUCACAUCGGCUUGGCUCAGUACAGUGAUGAACCUCAAAAGGAGUUCCUGCUGAAGGAUCACUCUGACAAGAAGUCUCUGCUGGCUGCCGUGGAAAGAAUUCAACUCGUAGGAGGAGGCACUGAAACAGGAAAAGCCAUCGACUUCCUCCAGAAGCAGUACUUCACCAAAGAGGGGGGAAGCCGAGUUGUGGAGGUGCCUCAGAUCGCUAUAGUUAUCACAGAUGGGGACUCCACUGAUGAGGUGAAGGAACCCGCCCAGAAGCUUAGGCAGGACGGAGUCAUUGUGUUUGGCAUCGGGGUGGGAGAAGCCAACCGGAAGCAGCUUGAGUCCAUCGCCAACUGGCCUCCAGAUCGCUUCCUUCACUCAUUAGAUAGCUAUCAGGCUCUGCAGGAGCAGAUGCAAAUGCUGCUGGAAACGGUUUGUCUCUCUGUGGUAGCUCAAAAGGAAGCUUUGGCAGAAAAGUUUGCAGAUAUUUUCUUCCUGGUGGACAGCGGCAUAGAUCAAGGACAGUUUGUGUCUUUUAAGAACGACCUUGUGGAAUUGAUCAAUCAAAUUAAUGCCGGAGCGUCCACCUACCGUGUCGGUGUGGCACAGUAUGGUCAAGAUACCCAGGAUGAAUUCCUUCUCAAUGCUCAUCAAACUAGACAGCAACUCAUGACUGCUGUCAGAGGUUUCCACCUUCACCCACAACCCAACCAACCACAUUACCUGGGUAGGGCUCUGCAGAACGCCAACACUCGCUUUUUUACCAGUGAGGCGGGGGGUCGUGCACACCUAGGCGCCCGACAGUUCCUGGUCGUUGUGAGUGGAAGAGACUCAGAUGAUCCUGUGUCUAAGGAAGCUCAAAAGAUCAAAUCAGCAGGGGUUACUGUUGUUGGGAUGAGGGCAGGUGCAAGUGUGGAUGCCUUACAACGUUUUGUCACUUCUGGGUACGCAUUUGAUUCUCCCAGAGUACUUAUUUUGAAGGAUUCCAUCGUGACUGAGAAAAAGGACGACAUUACUGAAGAUUGCAAAGGAGCCAAUAUUGCAGACAUUGUGUUCAUCGUUGAUGAGUCGGCAAGCAUUGGACAAGAAAACUUUCAGCUGGUGCGCACUUUCCUGCACUCGAUUGUGAGCAGCCUGGAUGUAAGACCGAAUAAAGUCAGAGUGGGCAUCGUUACGUACAACGAGGAGUCCACAGCUCAGGUCUACCUCGACACGUUCAAUAACAGGGAGGAAAUCCUCCAGUUCAUCAAGAUCCUGCCUUACAGUGGAGGUGGAACGAACACUGGAGCUGCCCUAACCUUCACUCUGAACAAUACCUUUAUUGAGGAAAAGGGCAGCAGGAAAAGUAAGGGUGUCCAGCAGGUGGCGGUGGUGAUCACCGACGGUAAAUCCCAGGACAGCGUGCAUGAAGCAGCAAUCCGUCUCCGUCGGGCUGAUGUCACCGUAUACUCUGUAGGAAUCAAAGAUGCCAACAUGGAAGAGCUGAGGGACAUGGCGUCUCACCCCAUUGAUAGGCAUGUUUUUAAUGUGAACAGUUUCACCGAGCUGAAGUCCCUGAAGCACAGCCUGCAGAAAGUCAUUUGUGAAAACAUCAUUGACCAAGCCGUCAAAGUCAGUGCAAGGGAAUCCUUGAACCACUCAUGUGUAAAAAAGGAUGAAGCAGACAUCUUCUUCCUGAUGGACGACUCGGGAAGCAUUGGGAACAAAGACUUCAAAGACAUGCAGAACUUCAUCAUGACAUUUCUUUGUACCUUCAAUGUUGGGCCAGAUCAUGUCCGCGUCGGGCUUGUGAAAUAUGCUGAUAAUCCAACUUUGCAAUUUGACCUGGGAGACUCCUCAAAUGUUGAUAACCUGAAGAAAUCUGUGGAGAAUAUUACACAUAAAGGAGGUGGGACAGAGACAGGAAAAGCCCUAAAAUUCAUGGGCCCACAGUUUAGUAGAGCGAUGCAAACUCGUGGUCACGAGGUCCCAGAGUACCUGAUUGUCAUCACAGAUGGGGAAUCCACUGAUGAUGUCAAGGCUCCAGCAGAAGAACUGAGGGGGCAGGGUGUCAUCAUCUUUGCCAUCGGGGUGAAAGACUCAAACGAAGCUGAGCUACUAGAUAUUGCAGGCGACCCCAAGAGGACUAUCCAGGUCAAUAAUUUUGAUGCCCUGAAAUCCAUCAACAACGACAUCAUCACAGACAUCUGUACUGAAGAUGCUUGCAGAGAUAUACAGUGCGACCUAUGUUUCUUAGCUGAUGGCUCUGAGAGCAUCUCUAAGAGUGACUUCAUAAAAAUGAAAGAAUUCAUGAAAGCCGUCAUCGGCAAGUCCACAAUCGAGCAGAAUAAGGUGCACGUCGGUCUCAUGCAGUUCAGCACUGACAACAGGCUGGAGUUUCCCCUCAGCCGCUACUACAGCAAAGAUGAAAUUCUGAAAGCCAUCGAUGAUAUGGAGCAGCUGGACCAAGGCACGCUCACAGGAAAGGCCCUUACUGAGGUGUCGCAGUAUUUCGAUAAAACCAAUGGAGGGCGUCCUGAUGUCAGUCAGAGGCUGAUCGUGAUCACAGACGGUGAGGCCAAAGACGAGGUCAUAGGCCCCGCUGAGGCUCUGAGGAAAAAGGGAGUGCUAGUCUACGCCAUCGGAGUGGUGGACGCCAACACUACCCAGCUGGGUGAGAUCAGUGGCUCAACAGAAAGGGUGUAUUCUGAGAAAAACUUUGAUGUGCUGAAGGACUUGGAGAGCAAGGUGGCUUUGGACCUAUGCUGGACAGUUCUUCUCGUGAUUAAUUUCUUUUUGCAUUCAAUACCAAAGGAGAAGCCAACAGAAGGAGACACCUACACGGGCGAGGCCUUGCAAUUCUCGUUGGAGUACUUUAACGCUGCACAUGGUGGCCGUAAAGAACUCAAUGUUCCUCAGAUUCUCAUGGUGAUCACAGACGGUGAGGCCACCAACCCUUACAUCUUAAAGGAGCACUCUGAUGCACUGCGAGCCAACGGGAUCAUCGUCAUCAGUGUCGGAGUGAAAGAAGCAAAAAUUGAUCAGCUGGAGACUAUGGCUGGUGGCGACAAAUCCAAAGUUUUCUUUGUGGACAAUUUUGAGGCUCUAGAAACUCUUUACGAAAAUAUGUCUUCUGCCUUCUGCAAAUCUACAAAGCCAGCUUGCAAGACUGGCGAUAUUGUCUUCCUACUUGAUCGGUCUGGCAGCAUCGACCGAGACGAACACAAUAUCAUGAAAAACUUCACGACAACAUUAGUCGACAGCUUUGAAGUCGGUGAAAAGUUGGUGCAUAUUGGACUUUGCCAGUUCAGUGACAAACCUAAGGAUGAGUUUUACCUCAACAAGUACUACAAUAAGGAGGAUUUGAACACACAAAUCCUUAAUGUGGAUUACACAGGUGGAGACACCUACUUAGGGAGAGCCUUGGAUCACGUUAAGGAGUACUUUGAGGAGUCACGGGGCAGCCGUGACCAGGUCCCCAAAAAUCUGGUGGUGAUCACAGAUGGUGAUUCUCAUGAUGAUGUGGAGGACGUAGCUGACAUUCUCAGAGAUCAGAACAUUAAUGUGUUUGCUAUCGGCGUUGGAGACGUCCACGACAUGCAGCUCCUGCAGAUUGCUGGCACCCCAGAGAGGCUGUUCACUGUGCGGAACUAUGAUGUUUUGCACUCUAUCAAGCAAAGGGUGGUUGACGUCAUGUGUGGGGACCCAAACCCUCCCCCACCCCCACCGCUCACAGACUCCCCAUGACCCCCAAAAUCCCCCACAUCGCCACCACUCGAAAGACUGCACCAUUGAUAUCGCCAAAAGAGGACCAGACCUGAUGAGGUGCUGAUCAGUGGCCUGUAGAGGAAAGUUUUUAUCUGUCAUACUGAUGUGUGAUAUUUCAUUCAUAUAUUAUCCAUUACUGCAUGUUUUUUUUAUAUUUUCAUGACUUUAUAUGUUUUUACUUUCAUACUAUACAAUAUUAACUCUGUCAUCUAUAUUAUAAUAUAUCAGUUAUAGGGAUCCAUUAUAAGUGCUCUAUUAUCUUAAAAGGAAAUCAGUUUCUCCUGCCUCCAUAGCACUGAAGCUGCACUGCCCCCUCCCUCUAGUGUAGCCAAUGUACUUGGCAGUACCUGGCAAAGGGCCAAUACCAUGAAGCAGCUCAGACUCAGCACUCACCCAUAAAAACCCUGAGGUUUCUUUGUCUCACUGACACACUUUCUCAGACUUCUUGUCACUCUGUUAAACUGUCUCCUUCUACUUACAAGAAUAAUAAAGAAAAUAACAUGGAUAA